Leptopilina heterotoma is the source of this 911-nucleotide messenger RNA. RefSeq names its product peptidyl-prolyl cis-trans isomerase 6 (gene ninaA). The transcript is spliced from 5 exons. Gene Ontology annotation, cellular component: intracellular membrane-bounded organelle. The record is from RefSeq and is a predicted model, not a curated record. Gene Ontology annotation, biological process: protein folding; protein peptidyl-prolyl isomerization. Bases 107 to 829 code for a protein of 240 amino acids. Gene Ontology annotation, molecular function: peptidyl-prolyl cis-trans isomerase activity. Lineage: Eukaryota; Metazoa; Arthropoda; Insecta; Hymenoptera; Figitidae.
UUAGUACAGGUCGAGCGAGCGAACGACAAAACGUCUUGGUGACUUUUCAAAGUGUAUCAAUGAAUAAAAUUAAAUAUCAGUGACAAAGUGUAAAAAAUACACAAGAAUGAAAAAAUUGUUAAUUCUGAUUUCAUUUGUAGCUGCGAUUAAGGCUGCAAGUUACAAGGUUACCGAUCAAGUUUAUUUUGAUAUCAUGAUAAACGAUAAACCAGUUGGUCGAAUUACUAUUGGCCUUUUUGGAGAACUGGCUCCAAAAACUGUGAAAAAUUUUGUCACAUUAGCUACAACCGGAAUAAAUGGAAAAUCAUAUACUGGUUCAAAAUUCCAUCGGGUCAUCAAAAAAUUUAUGAUUCAGGGAGGUGAUCUGGUUAACGGUGACGGGACUGGUUCUAUAAGUAUUUAUGGAAAACAGUUUCAUGACGAAACUUUUGAGGUAAAACAUAACGCUCCUGGAUUUAUCAGUAUGGCAAAUUCUGGAAAAAAUUCAAAUGGUUGCCAAUUCUUCAUUACAACUAUUGGAACUCCGUGGCUAGAUGGACAGCAUACAGCCUUUGGAAAGAUCGUAGAUGGAGUAGAUAUAAUUUUUAGAAUUGAACAAACGAAAACAGAUUCUCAUGAUAGACCAAUAAAUCCAGUGGUUAUACUCGAGAGUGGAAUUAUUCCAACAAGUUCACCUUUCUACGUUUCGGAUGAAAUUUACGAUAUUUGGGCCUGGAUUAAAGCAACAUUUAUACCACUUAGUUUCAGUUUUGCAAUCUUAGGUUUCUUCCAGUGGAUGAUUAAAAAAUUAGAUGAUUGUGAUAAAUUUGACUAUAGAAAAAUUGAUUAAUGUUUCUAUAUUGUUCAUAACUUAAAUGUAAUAACUUAUUUAAAAUUUGUCUAUAUGAAAAAAGAAAAAUUAAGGAACAUGU